Physeter macrocephalus (sperm whale) is the source of this 405-nucleotide messenger RNA. RefSeq names its product ubiquitin-like protein FUBI. The transcript is spliced from 3 exons. Gene Ontology annotation, biological process: protein ubiquitination; modification-dependent protein catabolic process. Bases 145 to 390 code for a protein of 81 amino acids. The record is from RefSeq and is a predicted model, not a curated record. Lineage: Eukaryota; Metazoa; Chordata; Mammalia; Artiodactyla; Physeteridae. Gene Ontology annotation, molecular function: ubiquitin protein ligase binding; protein tag activity. Gene Ontology annotation, cellular component: cytoplasm; nucleus.
GUACUAAAGUCAGAGGCCUUGGCGGUCGCUCAGCAGUGACGUGACACGCAGCAGGCGGCGAGGUCGUGCGCGCCCUCGCUCCUUCCUCUUUCUCGACUCCAUCUUCGCGGUAGCGGCAGCGGUAUCCGCGGUUCAGUCGCCAACAUGCAGCUCUUUGUCCGCGCCCAGGAGCUACACACUCUCGAGGUGACCGGCCAGGAGACGGUCGCCCAGAUCAAGGCUCAUGUAGCCUCGUUGGAGGGCAUCGCUCCAGAAGAUCAAGUCCUGCUCAUGGCAGGCACGCCCCUAGAGGAUGAGGCUACCCUGGGCCAGUGUGGGGUGGAGGCUCUGAGCACUCUGGAAGUAGCCGGCCGCAUGCUUGGAGGUGAGUUGGGGAGGUCUGUGUUUUGAACUGCUUUGUAAGCU